AUGGUUAGACCAUUAGGAAAACCCAAAGAGUUGGAAGGAAUUCAACGGAUACGUGAGAAAUAUGAAGAUGUGGAUAGUGAAGAAGAUCAAGAAAAUGUAUCUGAAGCUGUACAUUUUUGUUUAUUGGCAGAAUUCGAUAUUGAUGCUGGAGCGACUUUGACACAUCAGUAUCCUUAUCCUACGGGGACGGAUGAACAUCGCCUAGCAGAACUCAUGCUUCCCGACGGUGCCCAUCUCCGAGCGGAAGAUUGGACAGUGUUUUAUCUUGGUCAAACUGAAUCUUCCGCCGUCGCACCAAUGUUAUCCCACGAAGCACAUCCUUCCCCUCCCGGUAACCCGUCUCAAGGACAAGGUGAUGGAUCUAGAAGAGCGUCAAUGAUACCACCUUCUCAAAGACCUAAAAGGGGUGCGGCGGGAGGUGGUUUGUUAUAUGUUUUGAAUUGUGUGAGAAUGAAGGAAGAUAAAAAUAUGAGAAGAGGUGCUAUGGUGAAAGCUUUAGCUAUAUGUACACCUAAUCCUUAUAUCGGGAUUUACCGACCCCUACUCGUUCUCGCAUUAGAAGAUUAUUUCCGUGAACCUUCCGCAGAAGUUCUCACAAGAUUAUACGAUUCAGCAAACGCAAUCUCCCUAUCCGGUAUGCCCAAUUUAACUCGAAACGAACGUCUACUUCUUCGAGCUUCCGAACGUAAAGAUUUAUUCGAAGAAAGGUUCGGUAUUUCAGAAGAGAUAAUUUCAGAUCCUGAAGUUUAUUCUGAAACUGGUCAUACGGAUGAAACUGGGAGAAUAACUAGAAUGGGUUCAGGUUCUUCUGUUGGACAUGGACAAGGAAAUCAGUUGGGUCAUGGAUAUGGUCAAAAUACAAGACAAGGAAGUACAGGAUCAAGUAGAGGUUUUUUAACGACACCACCUUCUAGAGAAGGUAGAUUAACUCCUGAAGUUUAUGAAAGGAGAAAAGGUGUACCGAGAGAUACACAUUUUUUCGAAACGGAAGCUAAGUUUAGAAGGAUUACUGUACCUAUCAGAGUACCUACGGCUGUUUUCGAUGAGGAUGUUGGGGAAUAUUCCCUCAUCGAACUAGUUCAAACAUUCUCUUCCAACAUCCCCUUCCCACCACCAUUCCAUCCACAUCUUCAUACAAACGGCUCCAACACUCAUCCCGUCAUUUUAAUCCUAAACGCCAUUCUAGCAGGUAAAAGAAUAAUGUUCCUAGGACAUGGUCUUCCUGCCAAUCAAGUAGCUCGUAUGGUUUUAUCAGCUUGUGCUUUAGGUUCAGGUUGUGGUCAAGUUCUAAGAGGUAUAACGGAAACAGCUUUUCCUUAUGCUAAUCUAGCGAGUUUAGAUGUACUUGAAGAAUUUUCUGGAUAUAUAGUAGGUGUCACAAAUCCACGUUUUGAAGAAUUACAUAUGACUUGGGAUGUUUUAUGUAAUAUAGAAACUGGACGUGUCACUGUGAGUAAGAAUCUGAAUGGGAAUCUUAAUGGUAUUGGGAACAAUUUAGGUGCUAGUGUUAAAUCUGGAAGAAGUAGUGAAACUAGUUUAACUGGAAGUAUGGUAAAAGUUGAAGAAAUCGGUUUGGUCGAUACUCCUCAAGCGAAGAUGCAAAGUACAAGUAAAGCGGAUUGUGUGGAUAAUCAAUUUAUGGAAGAUGUGUUAUCAGCAAUGACAUCACAUUUCGGUGAAACGCAUAUUCGUCUCAAAUUCAUUGAUUAUUUAGAACGUUUUGUACGUUUAGCAGGACAUCAAGAAUACCUUCAUACAGGUAUGACCAAGAUCGCUUAUCCUUCAACUAGUUAUAGAGAAGGUCAAUUAGGUUCCGGUGUUGUUUUUCCAGAUGAUUCUCAGAGACAAAGGGAAAUGUGGGCGAAUGGACAUAGGAUUGAUGCUUGGAGAAAAACGAAUAGUUAUAGGUUGUAUGAAAAGGAUUGGCAGAGAUCCCUCGAAAGACGUGCAAUACAAGGAUUCGACGUUCAACAUCAAAUUUCAAAACUCCGUUAUGCCAAGAAAAUGUCUGAUGCAGAAGCAGAUGAUAUUUUUCUCACUUUCGCUCAAACUGUACGGACUUAUGAUCAAGUCGUAGAGUUACUCACUUACCUCCCUCUUCAUCUCGGAGGUCUUAUACCAAUUGCCAACGGUCUAUUCCAUCGCUGGGCAGAAGUCAGGGAUUAUACGGUAGAAUUGUUAAUAACGAUGCAACGUUAUCCCAUUGGAAGACAAGCCGUAGCUUCUAUGAAUUACUUUUACCGUCAAACGUAUAUUCGACUGUUAUCACAACGAGAAGCUUUGACAAGUUCACAAGACCCGUUUUACGAUCAACAAAGUAACGGAGAUCAAGAUGGUUAUUUCGCUCCGGACGUCACUUCGCCCAAUACGGUGAUAGGGUAGAACUAGAGUUUCAACCUCAUCUUGUAAGGUUUGAUCAAUAAACGGAUAGAAGGGCGGGGAUGAGUGGGUAAUGGAAAUGAAUUGAAAUGGGUAGAUAUGAAUGAUGAACUGAAUACGAAUUAUGCCAUGCUCAGGAUGAAUCUGUUG
Messenger RNA from Tremella mesenterica DSM 1558, 2529 nucleotides. RefSeq lists its product as uncharacterized. Gene Ontology annotation, cellular component: plasma membrane. The record is from RefSeq and is a predicted model, not a curated record. Gene Ontology annotation, biological process: actin cortical patch localization. NCBI's taxonomy places the organism in Eukaryota, Fungi, Basidiomycota, Tremellomycetes, Tremellales, Tremellaceae. The transcript has 9 exons. The coding region runs from base 1 to 2382 and encodes 793 amino acids.